This is a messenger RNA of Desarmillaria tabescens, 1272 nucleotides long. RefSeq lists its product as uncharacterized. The record is from RefSeq and is a predicted model, not a curated record. The coding region runs from base 116 to 937 and encodes 273 amino acids. Lineage: Eukaryota; Fungi; Basidiomycota; Agaricomycetes; Agaricales; Physalacriaceae. The transcript has 4 exons.
UUAAGUUGGCGUCGAGCAGCCGCCGGUCCGAGUCUGCCGAACCAACAAGGCAGCCGUGAGAAAAUACUUCAGAUUGACCUCUGCCCUCAACUCUGCCACUUGCAACUGUAAAGCAAUGUUUUCACCAUCUCCACCUUCUUCUUUUGCAACCCAAACGUAUAUGCCAACCACCGGGGCUCUCUUUUCAACCCCCCCGAAGGCUAAACUUGGACGGCAACGUCCCGCUGCAUCUCCAUCCUCACAGCAGCAUGGACUCGGAUAUUUUGCCUUUCCGGAAGGAACGACAACCCACGCCGCCAACUUGCUCGCACCGCCGCCUGCGCGCGCGGUCGUAGAAGAGGAAACGUCUUAUGAUGAACAGAAAUCUAACGAGUAUCUGGAAGGGCUGAAACGGCAGGCCGAACUGCAGAGAGCGGCAGAGAAGGCUGAGGCACUUCGCGGGGAGGAGAACUGGGUGCGGAACGGUGGUUUACUCCGGGAUGCUGAUGGAAACAGGGAUUACGCCAGAACGAACGCGAUACAGGAGGAGCUGAAACUUCGGGAUCUUGAGGAAAGCCUGGUCAACCGCUGGAACGUGUACGAGAAGGGAUGGCAGGAUCUGAUGUCCUCCAACGGUCCUCUUCGGUUUUCAGACAUACCGUGGCCGGUUGAUGCUGUUUCUUCUCCCCAGUUGUCAAAGGAUCUAGGUCCUACACCAUUGAAACUGGGCGACAUCACGAUGGCAAAGGUUGAGGACUUCUUGCUGGGUGGUUUGAGAGUGAGAGGCUGCACUGUGACCAGGAAGGAACGGAUCAGAAAUUCUUUAUUGCGGUGGCAUCCCGAUAAAAUGACGGCGAUCCUGUCAAGGGUCGUACAAGAGGAUAUCUGCGAUGUCGAGAACGGCAUCGGCAUUGUUGUUCGGUGCUUGCAUCACCUCAAUUCAAAAGACGUGUCAUGAUUGGGAUGCUCGGCUUUUCGUUUUCACUAGCAGCCAGCGCUAAUAUCGUCCGGCAGUUGCUGUGUUUGCUAUCUUGAAGUAUUCCACGGAGUCAGGGGAGUAGGAAACGACGUGAGAUCCAAUCUCCUCAGAAACCAACUGCCGAUAUGGCCGGGGUGCCUUUACAUCAUCUGUGAUCAGUGCACCGACACGACAGCAUCCUCAGAAUUUCCUGUUCCCCUAGGGUUCUCAGCCUGUCUUAUGUCUUGCCUCGAUAUUCACACGGAGCUCUGUCAAAUCGGCCUAAAUGAUGCACUCUUCCCUUUUGACCGAUAUUCCUUUGAGUAUUGUGGCGC